Messenger RNA from Caenorhabditis sp. 36 PRJEB53466, 2640 nucleotides. NCBI's taxonomy places the organism in Eukaryota, Metazoa, Nematoda, Chromadorea, Rhabditida, Rhabditidae. The record is from the annotation of a GenBank genome assembly.
AUGCUCGAGGAAUCGCGCUUGGUGGACGAGCUCACGGCUUCUGUAAUCUCCGAUCAGACCUAUUAUCUGCUUCUGAUUCCGAGUCUCAUUCCGGUUUUUAUCGUUUUUCACUUCUUCAUCUGGCUGGGUGAGAUUUCGAGACGAAUUUUCAAUUUUUAGGAAAAAGAACAUUUAAUUUUUCAGGAAACGAAUUUUUUGUGAACAACUGAUUCAAAAUGGCGAACGUGGAUGCAAUUCCCGGCUACCUAACGGCGACGUUUCCGACGUUGCCCGGUGAGAUCCACGACUACGUCUCACAGGUGCUCAAGGAGAAUUCCGAGGAGAUCACGUCGCUCGACGAGGUGAUGGACGCCGUCGGCGAACAUCUUCAGGCUUCUGUCGAGAAGGCGUUCGACGUCUCGAACGUCUGCCUACAACUUCUGAAGUUGCUGCACGGCGACAAUCUUCCAAAGGCCGGAAAGCAGCAGCAGGAGGCGACGACGAAGCGGCUCGAACAGACCGUCGACAUGGCCGCCGAGAAUCAGAACUUUGAGGCGUUGCAGAGCAUUUGGAAGGUGCAGACGAGGGACACGCCGACUAUUGUGGAUAAGAAGAAGCUGGCAAAGGCGGAGGAUCGGGCGGCGGCGAAAGCAGAGGCCCGAGCCACUGAUGCUCCUGCUGCUGAGCGGAAAAAGAAGAAGGAGGGACCGUCGGCCACAGCUUCCCAGGCACCGAUCCGUGAUACCGGAGCCAGGGGGGCCAACUCGAAGGAUAUUAAGUUGGAGAGUGUGGACAUUUCGAUCGGAACGAAGCAGCUGCUCUCCUGUGCGGACAUGACGAUGGCGUUCGGAAGGCGUUAUGGACUUGUCGGAAGAAACGGAAUCGGAAAAACGACACUGCUUAAAAUGAUCUCGAGCCUACAGCUAAAGAUUCCGGCGGGUAUUACGAUGCUUUCUGUGGAACAGGAGGUCGAGGGAGACGAUACGCUGGUUUUGGACGCCGUCCUGAUGUCGGAUACCAAUCGACAGCGGCUUAUGGAUCGGGAGAAGGUUCUGCAGAGUCGGCUGAACAAGGAAGGUCUCACAGACGCGGAGAAGAACAAGUGGAACGACGAGCUGAGCAAAGUUUAUACCGAAAUGGAGGCCCUACAGCUGGAUAAGGCUCCAGCUCGGGCUUCUUCGCUGCUCUACGGUCUCGGAUUCACGCCCGACGAGCAGAAACGGCCGACCAAAGAAUUCUCGGGAGGAUGGAGAAUGAGAGUUGCCCUCGCGAGGGCUCUUUUCGUAAAACCCGACCUUUUGUUGCUCGACGAGCCGACAAACAUGUUGGAUAUGCGCGCGGUUUACUGGCUGGAAGGCCAUUUGCAGGGAUGGGAGGGAACCAUUCUGACAGUGUCCCACGACCGUAAAUUCCUUAAUGAAAUCUGUACGGAUAUUGUGCACUUGCACACACGACGUCUCGAUCAUUACAAGGGAAAUUACGACCAGUUCGAGCGGACGAUGAAGGAGAAGCUGACGCAGCAGCAGAGGGAGUACGAGGCGCAGCAGCAGUUGAGGGCGCACACGCAAGAGUUCAUCGACAAGUUCCGCUACAAUGCGAAGCGGGCGCCGAUGGUCCAGUCGCGUAUCAAAAUGCUCGAGAAAUUGUAAGGGUUUGAUUAGAAGGGGUUGGGUGGAUUCGGCAUUCUAAAAAUUCCUCGUUUUCAGGCCAGUACUCCUGCCCGUCGAGCUCGAAUCGGACAUCCACUUCAAGUUCCCCGAGUGCGAGGUGCUCAGCAAUCCGGUCCUGCAGCUCGACGACGUCUCUUUCCGCUACUCGGAGGAUCAGCCGUACCUGUUCCGCAAGCUGAACCUCGGAACGCACGCCAACUCCCGCAUCUGCAUCGUCGGAGAAAACGGCGCCGGAAAGACGACGCUCCUGAAACUGCUUCUGGACGAUCUGCAACCGUCGGUCGGACUGCGGAACGUGAACCGCCGCAUCCGCAUCGCCUACUUCACUCAGCACCACGUCGAUCAGCUGGACAUGGAGACGUCGGCGAUUGAGGUGUUGAUGAAGAAUCAUCCGGGCAAGUCGCAGGAGGACUACCGCGCCGCACUCGGACGAUUCGGACUCGCCGGAGAUAUGGCCCUCCAGUCCGUCGAGACCCUUUCCGGAGGUCAAAAGUCUCGUCUCGCGUUUGCCAAUUUGGCUUUGAUGAAGUGAGUUGGAGGAGAGCACAAAACUGAUUUCGUCCAAAAAGUAAAAACUGAAUCAUUUCUCGAUAGCUCAAAAUCGUGAUUUUGUCUGAACUGUCUAGUUGCGCCGGAAUGUUGCGCUUUCCCAAAAUUGCAAUGUUUUCUCUACUAAAAUAGCGAAGAACUGUUUUUCAGUCCAAACUACCUGAUUCUCGACGAACCGACAAAUCAUUUGGACGUCGAGACGGUUGAGGCACUGGGAAAUGCGUUGAACACGUUUAAUGUGAGUUUUGACGGUCAGAAUGAUCAUUUUUUGAGCAAAUUUCAAAUGCAGGGCGGAGUUGUGCUGGUUUCCCACGACGAGCAACUCAUCGAGCUGGUCUGCAAGGAGCUCUGGGUGGUCAAGGACCGAAUGGUGACGACUUUGGAGGGCGGACUCGAGGAGUACCGCAAACAAGUCUACAAACAGCUCCAGCUCUCUUCCUAA